UCACUUCCCUCAAACUCGGCGUUUGGUUGUGUGUUCGCAUGCGGGUUCAAUAUGCGUAUCGAAAAGUGUUAUUUCUGUUCUGGGCCAAUCUAUCCCGGCCACGGCAUGAUGUUCGUCCGCAAUGAUUGUAAGGUGUUCACAUUCUGUAAAUCCAAAUGUCAUAAAAACUUUAAAAAGAAGCGUAAUCCUCGCAAGGUCAGGUGGACUAAAGCAUUCCGGAAGGCAGCUGGUAAAGAGCUUACAGUGGAUAAUUCAUUUGAAUUUGAAAAAUGUAGAAAUGAACCUGUCAAGUACCAGCGAGAGCUAUGGAAUAAAACUAUUGAUGCAAUGAAGAGAGUCGAAGAAAUUAAACAGAAACGCCAAGCUAAAUUUAUAAUGAACAGGUUAAAGAAAAAUAAAGAACUACAGAAAGUUCAGGACAUCAAAGAGGUCAAGCAAAACAUCCAUCUUAUCCGGGCUCCUCUUGCAGGCAAAGGAAAGCAGCUGGAAGAAAAAAUGGUACUGCAAUUACAACAGGAUGUGGACAUGGAAGAUAUUUCUUAGAAAUCUUCUGUCUGUAACCAUUUCUAUAUGUGCUUUUGAAAAUCUCUUCUUGAGACUUGGAACUUCUAAAGUAUUGCUGUAUUUUUUUUGUGAGGGCACUCAAAUGAAAGGUAAUUAAAAAUACAUUUCUCCUACAUUGCUAUCUAUAAAAUAUCAGAUGUUAUGGAUGUUAGACUGUGUCUCAACUUUAAACCUUCACUGAUAAGUUGUACUAUGUAAAUCAUGAAAAUUCUGUUUGUAAGUAUAGAAGUGAAUUGUGGGCAUAAAAUGGUCAUGUCAUUCGGAUAAUGGCCCUAGGCAGCUUUUAUGUAAUAAGUAAUGACAAAAUUCAUGGCUAAUGAUACAUAAAA
Choloepus didactylus (southern two-toed sloth) is the source of this 893-nucleotide messenger RNA. Its product is annotated as probable ribosome biogenesis protein RLP24. The transcript has a single exon. The record is from RefSeq and is a predicted model, not a curated record. Bases 52 to 543 code for a protein of 163 amino acids. Gene Ontology annotation, biological process: ribosomal large subunit biogenesis. Lineage: Eukaryota; Metazoa; Chordata; Mammalia; Pilosa; Megalonychidae. Gene Ontology annotation, cellular component: nucleolus.